This is a messenger RNA of Symbiodinium pilosum, 807 nucleotides long. NCBI's taxonomy places the organism in Eukaryota, Dinophyceae, Suessiales, Symbiodiniaceae. The record is from the annotation of a GenBank genome assembly.
AUGGCGCUGCGACGGCCGCUAGCCCCUUGCUACUUGGGGCCUCCAAAGGAGGUGGAGGCCGUCCCGGAGGGCUACUCGCGCGUCUACCACAACAGGAGACGAACAGCCUGGACAGACUAUAAGCUUUCGACGCUUUCGACGCCUGCAACUGGCGGAGACAACCUAAGCUUGUCCCGGCAAUCUACUGCAGACACAGAUAUAGGUAUGGAUCCCAAGCAGCAGCCUGAUGGGAGUUUUAGCAUGAGUCCAUCUACCUUGAAUCUGCUUGCGCAGCUGGAUGCAGAGAAAUGCCUUGGCUGCUGCAUGCAGCGGAGCAAGAUCCUGAAUGAAGCUCUUACGUACUGCCGUAUUCCCGGCUACGUUCAGCCAUGUGCGGAUGACGGUUGGUCUCCGCUGCUGAUUGCAACUCAACGCCGAAACUGUGACGCAGUCAAGACCUUGCUCGUGCACGGUGCGGAUGUUGAUUGCAAGGAGCCACAAAGUGGAUGGACACCUUUGAUGUUUGCAUCUUCCCUCGGGGACAGUCACAUCGUGAAGAUAUUGUUGGAGUAUGGCGCCUCCAUCAACGACUUUGCCAGUCCGCACGACUGGAAUCCACUCUGCUGUGCGCUUCAAGCCAACAACAAAAACGUGGUUCGCCUUCUCCUCGAUGCCAAGGGCUUAUUUGCAUGUGCGUGGCCUGUCGAACCUUCUUUUUCACAUGUUCUGAAGACAGAAGCUAAGGGGGUUUCAGCAAUUUCCUCAAUGUUGGCCGGGUUACCCAUGCAACAUGUCCACCGCAACAUUUGUGGAAGAGUGGGAGAGUGA